Daucus carota subsp. sativus is the source of this 832-nucleotide messenger RNA. RefSeq lists its product as uncharacterized. Bases 40 to 702 code for a protein of 220 amino acids. Lineage: Eukaryota; Viridiplantae; Streptophyta; Magnoliopsida; Apiales; Apiaceae. The transcript is spliced from 6 exons. The record is from RefSeq and is a predicted model, not a curated record. Gene Ontology annotation, biological process: rRNA 5'-end processing.
CCAAUUUAAAGAAAAAGUAAGCAGCAGCGUUGAAACAAAAUGUAUGGAGUUGCAACCGCAGCUACGAGUCCCCUGCGCUUCUUUUGCAAUGCUGAUAAAGUGAACAAGCUGAGCUUGCAAGAACUUCCCCCAAAUGCCCUCUUGAGGAAACGCAAUUCCAGUUGGAGGGGUGGGUUUAGUCUAGGGGUAGAUUUGGGAAUGUCUCGCACUGGACUUGCUCUCAGUAAAGGCUUCUCUAUUCGUCCCCUCAAGGUGCUGGAGCUGAGGGGUCAAAAACUUGAGCUUCAACUACUUAAAAUUGCAGAAAAAGAGGAGGUGGAUGAGUUUAUAAUUGGGCUUCCUAUAUCUUCUGAUGGGAAGGAGACCAAGCAGUCCAAUAUAGUUCGCAGUAUUGCUGGAAGGUUUGCAGUCCGUGCUGCUGAGAGGGGAUGGAGGGUCUACCUACAGGAUGAAAAUGGGACAUCAGCUGAUGCCAUGGACCUUAUGAUCGAUAUUGGCCUGAGCAAGACUGCGCGCCAGGAUAGUAUUGAUGCUUAUGCAGCCAUGAUGGUCCUGGAAAGAUAUUUUUCCUUGUCGGGUGAAGGAAUAGAACUUGUUCUUCCCAAGCAGUUGGAACUGCAGGAAAAGCUUCGGAAGGGUCCAACACUUGAUUCAGACUUUUUCCCAGAAGAAGAUUUUGGAUUUUCAUCCCUAAAUGUGUAAUAGAGUUCUCAUGUGAACUUUUGGUGUCAUACAAACAUGGUGUCGCGUGUCGGUACUUCAAUUAGGAUCGAAUGAAUUGUUACCAAUCGACAUUAUAAGAUAGUAGAUAAUUUAUAAAGUUCUUAAUUCA